GAAUUGAAGUAGCCAAGGGAGAUGGUGAUUCCUCCUCCAAUCAAGCCACCAAGAUUAACCCAGUAUCUAAAGCCAUAUGUCUUGAAGAUGCACUUCACAAACAAGUUUGUGAGUGCCCAGGUGAUCCACUCUGAAACAGCCGCUGUUGCUUCGGCUGCAAGCUCACAAGAGAAGGCAUUGCGGUCGAGCAUGGAGUCGACAAGGGAUGUGGCUGCUGCUGCAAAGAUUGGAAAAUUGUUGGGAGAGAGGCUUUUGCUUAAGGGAAUCCCAGCUGUUUGUGUGCACUUGAAAAGAGAACAGAAAUAUCAUGGUAAGGUCAAAGCUGUUAUUGAUUCUGUGAGGGAAGCAGGUAUUAAGCUUCUUUGACCCUUUUUUUUU
This is a messenger RNA of Cucumis melo (muskmelon), 378 nucleotides long. RefSeq lists its product as uncharacterized. The record is from RefSeq and is a predicted model, not a curated record. The coding region runs from base 22 to 366 and encodes 114 amino acids. Lineage: Eukaryota; Viridiplantae; Streptophyta; Magnoliopsida; Cucurbitales; Cucurbitaceae. Gene Ontology annotation, molecular function: structural constituent of ribosome; 5S rRNA binding. Gene Ontology annotation, cellular component: ribosome. The transcript has a single exon. Gene Ontology annotation, biological process: translation.